Molecule: messenger RNA, 3470 nt
Organism: Fopius arisanus
Lineage: Eukaryota; Metazoa; Arthropoda; Insecta; Hymenoptera; Braconidae
Gene: Sln
Product: Silnoon
Exons: 5
Coding region: 687-2765 (692 amino acids)
Biological process (GO): transmembrane transport
Cellular component (GO): membrane
Molecular function (GO): monocarboxylic acid transmembrane transporter activity
Source: RefSeq, a predicted model, not a curated record
UCAUAUUAUUUAUAUAAAAAUUAUAUAUCAUUUCUAUUGAAAAAAAAGAUCUGUGUAAAUAGGGAAUAGGUUUCAAUGAGUUUUGAAAUUGGUAAUUGAUCACCAGGUCGAGGUCCUGGUUCAUCAGGAUCCUCUGAGUGCGAAUGUAGAUGUCCGUAUUGUUUAUUGAUAUUCCAGUAGAUUCAAAGAAACCCCAUAAAACGAUUCCAGAAAAUUUCAAAACAAUUUCCCUGGAACCGCCAGCUGUCAUUGAUCGUCGGAAUUUCCGUCACGAAGAAGCGCUUGCGCUGGAAGUCACCCGACGACCCUUAACACCACAUUGGAUACCACCGUGAAUCCAGUCCAUUGGUGAUACCCAUUGACUCCAAUUCACCUGCCCCAGAGUCUCCAAAAUAUCCACCGAAUAACGAGUAAAAGUCAUCACCACCAGGCGAAACCCACAAAUUGCUCCCUAAGUAAAUUAAAAAUCAUAAUCAAAACAAGAAAAAAAGGUAACAAAUCACCAGGAGUCGCAGUGAAAGAUCCCCCAAGUGGGUAGACCCUUGGAUAAGGCAGACGAGCGAUAAAAAUAAUAAUAAACCCCAACCCCCCCCAAAAAAAAGAAGAAAAAUUGGUAAAAGUAUCGAAAGACCUAGAGCUCAAAUGUAUAACGGCCGCCGUUCGAAGGCGUCGAAGAAGAAGUCAGGAUGUCGUUGCCGAGAGAGUGGAGUUAUCACCAGGAGUCGAGGACCAUCGCUGAUCCCUAUACAAAUGGAACACAGUCACAAGAUCGCGUCGUACCAUCGGAAUCACUCGUUGACGAGAACCUGAAGCAACCGAAUUCCCUCGGCUCGUUGCUAUCGAUACACUCAGCACCAGUUUAUGAAGUUGCAACGGGCACAUCAUCACCAACACGACCAGCAUCACUCGUUGUUCAAGCAACAGCAACAUCAACACCGGUAGUACCACCACAUCUAAGUCCUGAGACCAAUGACGACGAGGACAAUGAUAAUCUACUGACUAUUUCGAGCUUAACCGCACGUCCUCUCAUCGCCAAAUCACGUGAAAUUCGUUCGUCCAAGAGAUUUGCCGAGAGGGGCAAGAGGAGGCACAAAAAUUUACGACCGAAAAAUGCAACUUAUGUACCACUUGAUGGAGGAUAUGGAUGGGUUAUCGUCGGUGGAGCUUUCUUUGUUCAAUUCUGGGUUGCUGGACUCGUUAAAUCCUAUGGUGUACUCUACGUCGAAGUUAUGGAGACAUUCAAGGGCUCAUCAGCUGCUGUCGCUUCUUGGAUACCUGCUAUUUUAUCGUGUCUUUGUCUUGCUCUAGCACCAGUUACUAGCAUGCUUUGUCAAAAGUACAGCUGCCGUGCCGUGGUAUUCGUCGGUGGACUUUUCUGUGCACUCGGUUUGACUAUCAGCUACUUUGCAACGAGUCUAGUUCAUCUGUUCUUCACCUUCGGUAUUUUAACAGGAGUUGGCGGUGGUCUCUCGACAACUCCUGGAAUAAUAAUAGUAUCCCAAUACUUCGAUAAACAUCGUGCCCUGGCGAAUGGCAUCUGCGUGUCAGGAACAGCAGCAGGAAGUUUUGUAUUUCCCCUGUUGAUCGAGACCCUAGUGGCAAAUUUUGGAUUUCACGGUACAAUUCUUCUCCUGGGUGGCUGCAUGCUCCACGUCUGCGUCUCUGCAACCCUCUACCGACCCCUAGAAGACAAUCCAUCAGCGAUGGUGAUGACAGUGAGUCAGGGUAUAAUCGACAACAUAUCAGAGACGCCACCCACCAAGCAGCAGAAGCUUGAGCUACUAUUUGCCAAUGAUUCCACAGCCCGACACAAUUUAUUCAACGAGCUAUUCCACCAGAAUAGUGUUGCUGCUGUAGAAUUAACAGACAGCGAAGAAGAAAAGGACAUAAUGGGUGAGGGUAUGAGAAUGAAGCCCAUCUCCAAGAUAAGGAGUUCGAGUAUACUUCACAGCGUUGAAGACCUCUCAACGGAUUCAACUUGUGUUUACAAAGCGAGAUCAUCACUGAGAUCGCUCAAAUCAGUGCCCUUCGUCACUGGACCCAUUAAAAAUCCAGAACCCAUAGAUUUACCUGAAAAAGAAAUGAGAACCAGUGUCUCCCAGAAGAUUGCCCAGUACAUUGAUCUCAGCUUGCUGAAGAAUCCACAGUUCAUCAUGAUGUGUCUGUCUGUCACACUGAUGAGCACUGGUAGCCCUUACAUGCUGUAUUAUCUGCCAGCUUAUGUCCAUAAUUCUGGAUACUCCAAAUCGGAGGCUGGAUAUCUUGUUGCUAUAUCUGCUGCUUUGGAUCUUUGUGGAAGACUCGGACUUGGAUGGCUCUCUGAUCUACAAUUGUUUGAUCGACGAAAAGGAUACAUUGGGAGUAUUGUCGGUGCUGGUGUGGCAGUUCUGGCGAUUCCCAUGGCUCAUUCUUUCUACGUUCUUGUGUGCUCGGUGGGAAUGUACGGUUUGUGUCUCGGCUGCUGGUUCCUCCUGGUGCCAGUGCUGCUAGCUGAUCAAUAUGGCGUUGAGAAAAUAUCAUCCAGUUAUGGUCUUGUCAGGAUGUUUCAAAGUAUCGGAGCCAUCUCUAUUCCACCUCUUGCAGGUUACCUCAGGGAUUUAACCGGAAGCUAUUCAGUUUGUUUCGUGUGCAUGGGUACAUGCAUGGUCCUUGGGGGAAUUCCUCUUCUCGUUGUGCCCAGUGAUGGGCGAAAAAAUACGAUAACAAAAUUAUCCGUCAACUUACCACCGGAAACUAAGGAAACAUCGCAAACAACAAAGAAUUAGUACCUCAGAGCAGAUUAAUAUAAUAAAAUUCAUGUUGUUGAUGAAAAUAUGAAUAACAGAGAAAUUAAACCAUAAUAUAAAAUAUUGGGUAAGACCGAAUGAGAAUGAAGUCGCAAGGAGGUGAAAAUGUUGCUUUAUUUACGAAUUACUGAUAUAAGUGCACAGGUAUUACAUUGAACAGAGAAAUUGUAGAGCGACGAGAAUUUGAAUAGAGAAUUGAAAAUUUAAAUUUAAGUUUAAAUCUAAUGUUUUUAUAGAUAAAUUUAUUGAUUCGAUUGAUUAUCAAUCCCGCCAAUCUCUUCUUUCAAAGUAGUUUCCAUAAAAAUAUCGAUAGGUAAUCGUUUAACACAAGAGACUCACUUCGUUCUACGAAUUCUCCGUUGAAGUAAUUUUAUUUUCAACGGUACAAUUAAUUUCCUCAAGAGCAAAUGAUAAAUUCUUGAAAUGUGCAUGAGACUGUGAUGAAAUCGCGAGAUAAAUAAUCGGACAGAGUACAAGGAGUCAACCACACCUAGUUUUUCCGAAAAUUUCAGAUGUAAGAGUGAGAAUUCAUGGAGGAAUAAGUGAUAAGUAUUUUCCUGCUAUUGUAACAAAUUGAUGGUGGAAUGUAAUGAGAAGCACUGGGUUCAUCUUUCUACGAUCUACGAUAUUACAAUCUCUGAUUUAUGAAUUUCUACUUGAUUGAAAUAAAUUGAGUGAUUGAUU